UGGAGUUUCAUAUGACUCCUCUUUUUUCUCUCGCCCGCCCGAACUAUUGCUAAAUAUUAAUCUUGCCUCGCCCUUUCUCUUCCUCCUACCAUUCUUCUUCAAGCACUCACCUUCGUGAUACACACAUAACGCGCGCAUAUCCCAGCAACCGCUAACAUGUGUGGUAUCUUCGCCUGUCAUCGUCAUCCUGACGUGGAAAAGUUCAAGCCCACGGCUUUGAAGCUCGCAAAGCAAAUCCGUCACCGUGGCCCCGACUGGAGUGGAAGCGUGAUUGCCAACCAUACUAUUCUCUGCCAUGAGCGUCUCAGCAUUGUCGGUGUUGAGUCUGGAGCCCAGCCCCUGACCAACGCCGACGACAGCAUCAUUCUUGCUGUCAACGGUGAGAUCUACAACCAUCGUCACAUUCGAAAGAACCUCAAGGAGCAAUACCACUUCAAGACUACAUCUGAUUGCGAAGUUAUCAUUCCCCUGUACACCGAGUUUGAUACCGAUUGCCCUAACCACCUCGAUGGCAUGUUCUCUUUUGUCCUCUACGACAAGAAGCAAGAUCGCACAAUUGCGGCCCGCGACCCUAUUGGUAUCACCACCUUCUACCAGGGCUGGUCCUCCAAGGAACCCGGAACCGUUUAUUUCGCCUCCGAGCUGAAGUGCUUGCAUAGCGUUUGUGACAAGAUCGUUGCUUUCCCCCCCGGUCACGUUUACGACUCCAAGACUGGCGAGACGACUCGCUACUUUAACCCUUCUUGGUGGGACCCUAAGAAGGUUCCCAGCAACCCCGUCGAUUAUAAGGUUCUCCGACAUGCUCUCGAGAAAGCUGUCCGAAAGCGACUCAUGGCUGAAGUCCCCUUCGGAGUUCUCCUUUCUGGUGGCCUUGACUCGAGUCUGACAGCAUCUAUCGCUCAGCGUGAGGUGACCAGACUUCGGAAACAGGCUCUGGAGGCUAACGGCAACGUUCUCCCUGUCGAAAACCCUGACACCGGUGAGGGUCUCGUCGGUGUUGACGAUGAUGAUCACCUCGAUACUCUGACAUACCUCCCCCAGCUUAACUCCUUCUCCAUCGGACUGCCUGGUUCUCCGGACAACAAGGCCGCACUUGAGGUCGCCAAGUUCCUUGGUACCAAGCACCACGUCAUGACCUUCACCAUCGAGGAUGGCCUCAACGCUCUUUCAGAUGUUAUCUUUCACCUUGAGACCUACGAUGUCACUACCAUCCGAGCCUCCACUCCCAUGUAUCUCUUGUCACGAAAGAUCAAGGCCAUGGGUAUCAAGAUGGUUCUGAGUGGAGAGGGAAGUGACGAGAUCUUCGGUGGUUACCUGUAUUUCCACGCUGCCCCUGAUAAGGAGGCUUUCCACGAGGAGACAGUUCGUCGUGUCAAGAACCUUCACUUGGCUGAUUGCCUGCGAGCUAACAAGUCCACCUCCGCUUGGGGCCUUGAAGCUCGUGUUCCCUUCCUCGAUAAGGAGGUAAGUUCAGCUCUAUUAAACCAGUUGUUCCCCAGAAACUAAGAGUGAUAUUAGUUCCUUGAAACAUCGAUGAACAUCGAUCCUCAAGAGAAGAUGAUCACCAAGGACAGACUUGAGAAGUACAUCAUUCGCAAGGCUUUCGACACCUCGGACGAGCCUGACGAACAGCCCUAUCUCCCUGAUAACAUCCUCUGGCGACAGAAGGAACAGUUCUCCGAUGGUGUCGGCUACGGCUGGAUCGACGCACUCAAGGACAACGCCGAGAAGCAGGUGACAGACGAGAUGAUGAAGAACCCCAAGCCUGAGUGGGGCAACGAUAUUCCCGAUACCAAGGAGGCGUACGUUGACACCGGUUUCGUGCAGUUGAAUGAGACUAACAAUGAAUAGUUACUGGUAUCGAUGCAUGUUUGAUGAGCACUUCCCCCCUCACUGCGCGUCGACCGUCAUGCGCUGGACUCCCACUUGGUCCAAGCAGACUGACCCCAGUGGCCGGUACGUAACUUCUCUAUCCCCAGAGCUGGACGGUUGGUGGUCCGAAAGGAAACACGCUUGCUAAUGUCUGGUUGCAGAGCCAUUUCCACUCACAACGCCAAAUACGAUAACGCGGCUUAAUGAUAUAGUGAAUUGAGCAAACAUCAGGCACGGCAAGCUUGCUUGCCUCAUUGUAACUUACACUGCCAUAUAAGAGAUGUCUGGCCCAAAAGGAAUAUGAAGUGUAUGUCUUGGGUGUCGUUCUCCUGGAAGAAGAGAAAAGGCGUCUUGGAUCUUGCUUACCAACCAACCGCGGAAUGACGAUGGGAAAAGGUACGGAAAGAUAGGGACUUGGGAAAGAAAACAAAAGACAAAAGUUCUAGAAACAAAGGAUCGCAUAAUUUGCGUACCUGUGCAAGUGUCGAUGAAAGACCGGUUUCACCGCAGUUCGAAGGUGGCAGUAGGUGCAAUGUGUCGUCCUGAUUUGUCU
Fusarium verticillioides 7600 is the source of this 2425-nucleotide messenger RNA. RefSeq names its product asparagine synthetase. Gene Ontology annotation, molecular function: asparagine synthase (glutamine-hydrolyzing) activity. Lineage: Eukaryota; Fungi; Ascomycota; Sordariomycetes; Hypocreales; Nectriaceae. The transcript has 7 exons. The coding region runs from base 157 to 1506 and encodes 449 amino acids. Gene Ontology annotation, cellular component: cytosol. The record is from RefSeq and is a predicted model, not a curated record.